Nematocida parisii ERTm1 is the source of this 2259-nucleotide messenger RNA. RefSeq names its product TFIIH helicase. The coding region runs from base 1 to 2193 and encodes 730 amino acids. NCBI's taxonomy places the organism in Eukaryota, Fungi, Microsporidia. Gene Ontology annotation, biological process: positive regulation of mitotic recombination; nucleotide-excision repair; transcription by RNA polymerase II. Gene Ontology annotation, cellular component: nucleus. Gene Ontology annotation, molecular function: ATP binding; damaged DNA binding; hydrolase activity, acting on acid anhydrides, in phosphorus-containing anhydrides. The record is from RefSeq and is a predicted model, not a curated record. The transcript has a single exon.
AUGAUUAUUAAAAUGGGUAAUAUUGAAGUAUUCUUCCCAAAGAAUAAAAUAUACCCAGAACAGAUGCAAUAUAUAAAAGAACUGCACGAGGUGGUGCAGGCAAAGGGGCAAUGCCUAAUAGAAAUGCCAACAGGCACAGGGAAAACCAUUGUUCUACUGAGCUUUCUAGUGAGCUACCAGAUACAUCUUAUGACGAAAGAAGAGGGGUAUGAAAGAAUUCAGAAAAAUGGGUUUAAAAGAAAAGAAGGAAUUUUUAAAAUAGUAUACUGCACAAGAACCACAGCAGAAAUAGAAAAAGUCCUUGAGGAGCUAAAAGAGCUAUAUGAGUACAUUAAAACAUACAUACCAGACAUAGAGUACACUGGCCUAGGACUGGCUGCAAGAAGAACGCUCUGCUUAAAUCCAGAUAUCAAUGCAGUUUCUAGUCUUGUUAAUAGAAGGUGCAGGCAGGAAAAAGAAGAAUGCAGUUUUUACAAGGAAUAUUUAAAAACUGCUGAAGGUAUGCCGAGCGGGGUAUAUACACUAGACGAUCUAAAAGAAAUAGGCAACAAAAAGGGGACUUGCGCAUACUACACUGCGAGAUCAUCAAUAUUUUUAGCAGACUGUAUAGUAUACACAUAUAACUAUAUGAUAGACCCACGAAUAAACGAUUUGGUUAGCAGCGGAUUGGGGAGCAACUGUGUAGUUGUUUUUGAUGAAGCACAUAAUAUAGACAGUGUUUGUGUAGAAGUGUUAACAGUUCAUAUAAACAGAGCGUGCUUAGAUAAAGCAUGGAAAAGCCUGUCCGAUAUUUCAGAGUAUUCGGUAAGCAAGAGCUUAAGCUUAAAUAACAGAAAUAAAGAAAAGACCGCAUAUAACAAGGGAAAGGGCAUCAGAAGUGACUUUUCAUCUCUUCUUGAAGGGCAUAAAUCAAGCAGAAAAUUUACUUCUCUAGUACCAGGAACCCUCCGAAGCAUAAAUGGAUUUAUAUCUGCUGCAAAGAGAAUAAUUGAAUUCUUUAAAACAAAGCUGAAAAAUGUAAAUUUAACAACAGAAACCACAGAUGUUUUUAUUAAAAAUCUGGAAAAUACAGUAUAUGUUGACUUUUCGUCUAUAGUUCAUCUUUCUCGGAGGCUCCGGGAAAUAAUGGGCGAGCUGGAAAUGCACGGAUUUAUUGAAGACUACUCUGAACUAUCUAGAGUUUGUGACUUCUGCUCAUUGUGUGGGCAGUUUAAAAAGGGGUUUUCUGUUGUUUUUGAGCCAUUCAAUUCCUAUUCAGUUUAUGAGCCCGUGCUGCAUCUCUCAUGCUUAGACUCAUCAAUUGCUAUGAAGCAUGUUUUUUCUGGGUACAAUAAUGUAAUUAUUACAAGUGGAACGCUUAGUCCCAUUUCAAUAUAUCCAAGGCUAUUGGACUUUACACCAAUAAAGUCAGUGGAAAUAGAUGUUUCCUCUAAGAGGGGUCUACAUGCGUUAAUUGUUACAAAGGGAAGUGAUCAAAUGACGCUGGCCAUGGAUGGGUCGAAUGCUCUGUCAAGCACAUUUUCACUCCGGGCGGAGCCUGCUGUUGUCCGUAACUAUGGAAACCUUCUCCUUGAAAUGUCUAUGUCAGUGCCGGACGGGCUGGUAUGUUUUUUUCCAUCAUACAAGUACAUGGAGGAAGCUGUGGCUGCUUGGACGGAAAGUGGUAUUAUAAAAAAGAUAAUGGAGUGCAAACUAAUUUUUGUCGAGUCAUUUGAGCACGCGGAGACUGAAAGAGCACUUGAUGGCUACAAAAGAGCUUGCGAAACUGGAAGAGGCGGGCUUAUGCUUAGCGUAGCAAGAGGAAAGGUCUCAGAGGGGGUAGACUUUUCUGGCUGCUAUGGGCGGGCAGUUUUGGUAUUUGGUGUUCCAUUUCAGUAUACAGAGAGUCCUAGACUUAAAAAAAGGCUAGAGUUCUUGGCAGAGGAGUUUGGAAUACGAGAGUCAGAAUUUCUUUCCUUUGAUGCAAUGAGGCAGACUGCGCAGUGCGUAGGAAGGGUUUUAAGAACAAGCACUGAUUAUGGUUUGGCAGUGCUAGCAGACAGACGAUUUAAUGUGCCCGAAAAAAAAACACAACUGCCCAGAUGGAUACAGCGGCAUUUAGAAGAAACAAGUGUAAAUUUAAGUAUUGACAUGUCAAUAACCCAAGCAAGGCAGUUUUUUAGGCGAGCGCCCAGUGCCAAAUAUUAUAAUUAGAUAUAUCUAGAUAUAGAGAUGAAUCCCCUAGUAUUUUACCAAUAAAAAUCAAAAAUAGUACUCCAA